This is a messenger RNA of Lucilia cuprina (Australian sheep blowfly), 2781 nucleotides long. RefSeq names its product threonine--tRNA ligase 1, cytoplasmic (gene ThrRS). The record is from RefSeq and is a predicted model, not a curated record. The transcript is spliced from 5 exons. Gene Ontology annotation, biological process: threonyl-tRNA aminoacylation. Gene Ontology annotation, molecular function: threonine-tRNA ligase activity; ATP binding. The coding region runs from base 83 to 2473 and encodes 796 amino acids. Gene Ontology annotation, cellular component: cytoplasm. NCBI's taxonomy places the organism in Eukaryota, Metazoa, Arthropoda, Insecta, Diptera, Calliphoridae.
GGAUUUAAAUAAAGAAAAGGCAUGUUAAAUAAUACAAUAUAUCAAUAAAUUUAUAAUUUAACUAAUAAACUAUUAUAAAGUUAUGAAUAAAUUUGUGCAAGUGUUAAAUAUAAAACAAAAUAACGCAUUUAAAAUACGCUCACUAAGUAAUAAUAGUCAAAAUUUACGUGCUCUAUUGUUGAACGAAGAAUACGGCUUUUUAUCAAACGAUUCUAUAACAAACACCACCGCCGCGAAUAAAAUUAGCAGCAGUGAUUCUAUUAUAAACUCAAGACAACUACAAGAACAACAGCAACUUUUACUGCGUCACCGGGAAUUUUUACCGAUUUUUAAUAGGAAUAACAGUGCUACUAAACCAGGACAUUUCAUAAGGCAAUACGCUACUUUGGCCAGUAAGAUGAAGAAGGAAAAGCAAAAGAACGUUCCAGCUGAUACCGGUAAAAAAGUCAAAGAACUUAAUCCCUGGCCGGCAUACAUUGAAGAACGUAAUGCUUUGUGGGAGAAAUGUAAGGCUGAAUAUCAAGCUGAACUUGCUGCCAAGCCACGUGAAGCCAUUAAGGUUACCUUGCCCGAUGGUAAAGUGGUAGAAGGUACCUCAUGGGAGACCACACCAUACGAUAUUGCCAAAGGUAUUAGUCAAGGUUUGGCCGAUAAUACUAUCAUUUCGAAGGUUAAUGGAGAAGUAUGGGAUUUGGAUCGUGUAUUAGAGGGUGAUUGUACUUUGCAUUUACUCAAGUUUGAUGAUCCCGAGGCACAAGCUGUCUUCUGGCAUAGUUCGGCUCAUGUUAUGGGUGAAGCUAUGGAACGUAUUUAUGGUGGUCAUUUGUGUUAUGGUCCACCAAUUGCUGAUGGUUUCUACUAUGAUAUGUAUUUGGAUGGUGAAGGUAUUUCGACCAAUGACUAUCCCGUUAUGGAGGGUUUGGUUAAACAAAUCGUUAAGGAGAAACAGCCUUUCGAACGUUUGGAAAUGAAGAAAGCCGAUUUAUUGGAAAUGUUCAAGUACAAUCAAUUCAAGUGUAGAAUUCUUAAUGAAAAAGUCACAACUGAUACUACCACUGUUUACAAAUGUGGUCCACUUAUUGAUUUAUGCCGUGGUCCUCAUGUACGUCACACUGGCAAGAUUAAGGCCAUGAAAAUUACCAAAAAUUCUUCCACCUACUGGGAGGGUAAAUCUGAUGCCGAAACCUUGCAAAGAGUCUAUGGUAUUUCAUUCCCCGAUACCAAACAAUUGAAAGAAUGGGAGAAAAUCCAAGAAGAGGCUGCUAAAAGAGAUCAUCGUAAAAUCGGCAGAGAACAGGAAUUGUUCUUUUUCCAUGAAUUGUCGCCUGGCUCUUGCUUUUUCCAACCUAAGGGCGCUCAUAUUUACAAUACUCUAAUGAAUUUCAUUAAGGGCGAAUAUAGAAAGCGUGGAUUCCAAGAAGUUAUCUCACCUAACAUUUACAAUUCGAAAUUAUGGAUGACUUCAGGUCAUUGGCAGCAUUAUGCCGAAAACAUGUUUUCGUUUGAGGUGGAGAAAGAGACAUAUGCUUUAAAACCCAUGAACUGUCCUGGUCACUGCUUAAUGUUUGAUGUGCGCAAUCGCUCUUGGCGCGAAUUGCCUUUGCGUAUGGCUGACUUUGGUGUUUUACAUCGUAACGAAUUGUCGGGUGCUUUGACUGGUCUUACACGUGUACGCCGUUUCCAACAGGAUGAUGCACAUAUUUUCUGUGCUCCCGAACAAAUCAAAAGUGAAAUGAAGGGCUGUUUGGACUUUUUGCGUCAUGUUUAUACCGUCUUCGGUUUCUCAUUCAAUUUGGUGUUGUCUACACGACCUGAAAAAUACUUGGGCGAGUUAGAGCAGUGGAAUGAAGCUGAAAAGGCUUUGGCUGAAUCUCUCGAUGAAUUUGGCAUGCCCUGGCAAGAGAAUCCCGGUGAUGGUGCUUUCUAUGGUCCCAAAAUCGAUAUUACCAUUAUGGAUGCUCUCAAACGUGCCCAUCAAUGUGCCACCAUCCAAUUGGACUUCCAGCUGCCCAUACGUUUCAAUCUGAACUAUGUAGCCGAUGAUGGUGAAAAGAAACGUCCCGUCAUUAUUCAUCGUGCCAUUCUCGGUUCGGUAGAACGUAUGAUUGCCAUCCUUACUGAGAGUUAUGCUGGCAAAUGGCCCUUCUGGCUGUCACCACGUCAAGUUAUGGUUGUGCCUGUUGGACCUCAGUUUGAUGAGUACGCUAAAUCAGUUAGCGAUAAAUUGCAUGCUGCUGGUUUCAUGUCCGAGGCUGAUUGUGACGCUGGCGACACAAUGAACAAGAAAAUCCGUAACGCUCAAUUGGCUCAAUUCAAUUUCAUUCUUGUGGUGGGUGAAAAGGAACGUUCUUCGAAUACCGUUAAUGUACGCACCCGUGAUAAUAAAGUACAUGGUGAAGUAUCUGUCGAUGAUUUAAUUACUAAAUUACAAAAAAUACGUGAUGAAUACAUCACCAACGAGGAUAGUUUCUAAACACUAUUAGCAUUCUAAUGUUUUUGCAAACAUUUUAUUUAUUACAUUAAAGUAGACUUAUUGAAAAUUGGUAAAACAAACCAACAAAACAAUUUGUAUAACAAGUUUUACUUAAAAUUGCAUUAAUUUUCCUUUUAUUAUUCUUUUGCAUUUUAUCAGUCACUCAGUACUUUUGUUAUAAACUAAAAAGAUUACAAAUCAACCUGCCACUUGUUGGGUAUGUUUAAAUGAAUGGUAUACUUACACUAAUGGUAUUUAUUGAAAAUAAACAAUUAAUUAAUUAUUAAUAAAGACACAAGAAACAAGCA